AUUUACUUAUUUAUAUUUAUCAAAAUUUUGGAACAUACCAAAAAUUAGAAACCUAAGAUUUUGAUUUUGAAAACGAUUCUCUGUUUGCUCUAGUCUUUAGGAUUAGGUUAAAGUUCUGUUUGACCAUCUAUUUUUGUUCUCUUUGAUUUUCCAAUGACACAGUGAGAGAAGAGAACCCGUUUGAUCAUUUUGGAGAAAUGAAGAUUUGCCCAGAAACCACCACAUGAUUUGCUUCUCGUUUUAAGGUUUUGAUCUCCAUGUUUUCGAAGAUGAAGGAUCGGUCUUGCAAAUAUGCGAUUUGUUCUUAGAAAACUGCCUGCCUACUUUUGUUGGUUUCUCUUGUUUACCAAAGGUUGAAGAAUAAGACAAAAAAAAAGAUGUCAUCGUCAAACUCACCUUGCGCAGCGUGCAAGUUUCUUCGUAGAAAAUGCACCCAAGAAUGCGUCUUUGCGCCUUACUUCCCACCUGACAAUCCCCAGAAAUUCGCCAACGUCCACAAAGUGUUCGGUGCCAGCAAUGUCGCCAAGCUUUUGAACGAACUCAACGCAUCUCAACGCGAGGAUGCUGUCAACUCCUUAGCCUACGAGGCCGAGGCUCGUCUCCGUGACCCCGUCUACGGCUGCGUCGGCCUCAUCUCCAUCUUGCAACACAAGCUCAAACAAAUGCAACACGAUCUUAACAACGCCAAGAAAGAACUCGCCACUUACAUUGGCCCUCAAGCAAUGCUCCCUAUCUUACAACCGCAUGUUUUUUUGCAACAACAUGUUGGGAACGCUUCUUCAGCCGUGAUGCAACACAAUAUGAUGCCCAUGAUGGGGAUUCCUACGGCCGCCGCUGCUUCGGCUUCCCAUGGGGGACAGUUGGUGAUUAGGGAACCACCACAACAGCAGGCUCAGAUUUUCGAGGCGCAACAGCAACUGGUGGCGGCGGUGGCGGCAAGGGAACAACAAGAAAUGUUCAGGGGAUAUGAACAUCAGCAUCAGCAUCAACAGGGUCAGCAACAGCAUGAGAUUGUGAGGUUUAAUGGAGGAGGGUUUGAAGGGGGUGGUUCAGUUACUGCAACUGGUUUCAAUCAGAUAACACCCGGAUCUUCCAUGUCAUCCUCUUUGGCUUUAGGGAGUUUUGAUAACCCUUAUCAGAUUCAAACACAACCACAGCAACAACAUGGAAGCCAUUCACUUCAACCACACCUUCUGCUUCAAACACAAGAAGGUCAACCCCAAGAACAUCCACAAUCACAGCAAAAUCAACCGCAAAUGUCGGGAAGCGAGGAGGGUAGGAGUAUUGGUCCUUCUUGUUGAAUAACACAACCCCCACCCCCCAACAAAAAAAAAAAAUAUUUUUGUUUUUUUGUUCUUUGUUUUACUUUUGCAGCUUGAGUGCCUGCCUCUCCGCGUUUUGAUGAAACCAAAAUUUGAUUCAAGGUAAAGUAUUUCUAAUAUAAAUAUUAAUAGUUUUUUCA
Molecule: messenger RNA, 1462 nt
Organism: Gossypium raimondii (Peruvian cotton)
Lineage: Eukaryota; Viridiplantae; Streptophyta; Magnoliopsida; Malvales; Malvaceae
Product: LOB domain-containing protein 36
Exons: 2
Coding region: 378-1301 (307 amino acids)
Source: RefSeq, a predicted model, not a curated record